UUCAAAUCCUGCAUGAGCAACAACCAUGUCGCGCCGUCAGUCUCGCAACACAUGGAUAACAUCCUACCGAGUCGGCGACGAGUAUUCCUUUCUUGACGAAGAUGAGGACGAUGCGGGGCCGUCACGAGGGCGAAGACCCGUCGUUCAAGAUGAGGAGGAUGGUGACGAUUUCAUGCCCGAUGCCAAUGCAGAGGAAGAGCUAGAAGACGAUUCCGACGAAGACGUCGUAGAAGAAGAGGAAUUGGAAGGCGAGGCAGCUGAAGCAGAGGAUGCAUUAGCCCGAGACUCAUCGAUCAUCGAUGUUGACGAUGUUCAAGUCGCGCCUUCACAUUCGUCGACCGGCAAAAGGAAGAACAAGCCGGCUAUGUGCGUUUCACCUCAAGCGCUCGCACCCCAAGCGGUCACGCCGGUACAAGUCCCUCACAGCUUCGCCAGAAGUGGGGGGCGAAAAGUCAAUAUGGAUGAUCAACAAAUGCGCUCUCGAGGUAUCGCCGACUUCAGCAAGCAAGGAGGCCAGGAAGUAAGACUGAAGGAUCUCUUCGGUCCUUCUCUCUCUGACCUGAAACCGAUUCUGAGAACCAGGGAUGAAUGGCGCCUGCAGGAGACGUUGCCUGUUCGGAGUUCUGGCGCGAAAAGGAGCUACUUCGAAAGCAGCGAAGCGAGAGCCAAAGACGAGAGGCAGAUGCAAGCGUGGUACGACAACACUGGCAGAGCAGAAUUUAUGCGAAGUCAAAAGACAUCCAGUCUGAGUCGAGGGCAAGGUAUCAAGUACAUGCUCAACGAGGGCGCCGAGUCGAUCAACGUUCUUAUGGGCACCGCGAAAAGCCCCGAGGUGUACCCACUGAAGAAGAACGGCUGCGUCAACAUUGCGAAUCCCUUUGCGGAGAAAAGUCAAAGAAGGGGCUGGCUGUUUCAUCUAGGGUCACGCAUACAAGAAGCUCAGUGGAUGACGAACGAAGAUGGAGGAAUCCAGUAUCUUGCUGUUGCUGUUCAGCAGAGAGAUGAGACGGCCGAGCAACAUCCGCCCAUGGAACAAGCAGCUGCACCUGCAUUCUCAGCUACAAAGCCAUUCGCGGCUUCUGUUCAAAUAUGGGCGUUCAAGUCCACCAAGGAUGGUGCCAUGGACACCUCAAGGAAGCCGCGGCUUGCACUGGUUAUCUGCACAGACUGGGGCGCGCCAAAGCACCUUAGAUGGUCUCCUAUCGUACCUCACGACCGGGCAGUACCACUUGAUGGUAACGAGACGGUCGAUGUUGGCAUUCUUGCAGGCAUAUGGUCAGAUGGACGAGUAAGGGUGCUAAACAUUGAGAUACCAGAGGCAGAUGCUGAGACAGCUGAGCCAAUUUUCAUGCAUAUUUCACAAGCAGCGUUCGAGGCCUCAAUACCACAAACAGUACCUACAUGUAUUCAGUGGCUCUCUGGGUCCACUAUUGCCGUUGGAACCGCGGCUGGCACCUUGGCCGUCUGGACUCUGACGCGUCCGGGUACUCUGUCGCGAUCGCCAGCAUAUAGUGGCGGUUCCAAACCCUGGCUGUACAAGCAGAUUGGGGACACAUAUGUCCUAACGAUUCUCUCUGGCUGGCCAUCAAGACCACACUUUCUCUCAGCCAGCACUGCGGACGGCUUUGCGCGGCUCUAUGACAUACGCUCUCCCGAUGCAGACACCGUCGCCUCGGUGCGUGGGCGCGUGCUCGUUGUCACCCAAGCAUGGCACGAACAUACUCAGUCUUUCGUCAUGCCGGACGAGUACUACAUACUGAAGCACAACAACAUACGCCGAUUCUACCACAAUAUCUACAGCGCGCGUGCGGAAAGUAGCAUCGUACGAGUCGCCACGAGCCCAGUGCACCCUGGUAUUCUCAUCGGAGGCGCUAACGGAGCUAUCUUCGCGACCAAUCCAGUGGGCAGGGUGGUCAAUACGAAGGUCGUGCCCUGGCAACAGAACUGGUUCGUUCAUGAGUGGAGACCUCCAGUAGACAUGAUGGUUGUGAAGCCACCUGACCAGGACACUGAGAUGCCAAAUGGCGAAGUGCAGGAGAUAACGAAUUCUAACCCGUCAAAGGUACCGUCAUCGGCAUUAUCUGAGCCUAUGGUCCGCAUUACGGAGGGCUACAAAGCUGUUCAACCGGGCAUCUCGUACUCUACUACGUCUAAAAAGAAACCAGAGAACGAGAACAGUACCCUCAUGACGGUCUACGAGGAGGAUUCAUCGGUCAGUGCGCUGGCGUGGAACCCGAACUUGAAGUUCGGUACAUGGGCAGUCGCGGGAAUGAACAGCGGACUUUUGCGCGUAGAAGACGUCGGUGUCUGACCUGCCCUACAUUCAACAUUUGGGACCCCAGGGCUAGGUAGCCAUAGCAGAAAAUUAUACAGCCUGUAUUCAAGCUAUAUACUUCGCC
Molecule: messenger RNA, 2399 nt
Organism: Didymella exigua CBS 183.55
Lineage: Eukaryota; Fungi; Ascomycota; Dothideomycetes; Pleosporales; Didymellaceae
Exons: 1
Coding region: 26-2311 (761 amino acids)
Biological process (GO): transcription by RNA polymerase III
Cellular component (GO): transcription factor TFIIIC complex
Molecular function (GO): protein binding
Source: RefSeq, a predicted model, not a curated record